CUUUUCCUCUUCUCCUCCUUUAAUAUUCAUUUUUGAAAUUGUACAAUGAAUAUUACCCCAGCUUGGAAGAAAUCUGUUCAAGCUUCACUGAAAACCAACAUUGAGAAAAUUGGUACUUCAGCCACUUACGCAUCUUUAGCGACAGUAACAGAAGACAAUAAGCCAGCUGUACGUACAGUGGUCAUGCGCGGAUUUGCUGGCGAGCAUUAUAAAGAAGAGACAGGCUGGCAAAGUAAUUUAUUAGUGAUUAUAACUGAUAAAACUUCGCGUAAGAUAAACGAGAUUAGAAGGAAUCCAAAUACUGAGAUUAAUUGGUACAUGAAUGGAACUAUGGAACAGUUUCGAAUUAGAGGAAAUAUUGAUAUAGUGGAUAAGGAAUAUGCUGAAGAUAUAGUAAAGCGACCAGCAGUGUCCAAUUUAACAAAUGAUAUCGCCCCAAAGCUGGAAGUUGAAGUAUCUGAUAAUAUUGAGCGCAACAGUUUGGCAUUACAAUCUUUCUUGAAACAGCAAAAUGUUUAUAAUAGAGCGAACAGUGAUGUUGAAGCGAAAGUGAGGCCUUUUAAUUGGCAGGCAGAAAGGCUACGUCACUUUAUUGAAUUUGGGGCAUCUAUGAGAGUAAACUUAGUACAUAGCAAGCAAAAGGAUGGAGACAAUGAGAAAGUAUCUCCUAUGCAUCUUGAGAUUAAGGAAGUAGAUCAAAUAUCUGGUUGGUUUGAUAGAAACAAUGAGUAUUUGAACGAAGCUUUUGAAAACUUUGUUUUACUAGUUGUAAAGGUGACAUCUGUGCUGUAUUGGUCUCCGUCGACUGGUACUAAGGUACUAUUAUGAUCAGUAUGUUCGUUAAGUUAAAUAAAUAUGGUAAAUAAAGUGUUCAAAAUGCAGG
Molecule: messenger RNA, 883 nt
Organism: Mycotypha africana
Lineage: Eukaryota; Fungi; Mucoromycota; Mucoromycetes; Mucorales; Mycotyphaceae
Product: pyridoxamine 5'-phosphate oxidase-domain-containing protein
Exons: 2
Coding region: 46-828 (260 amino acids)
Molecular function (GO): FMN binding
Source: RefSeq, a predicted model, not a curated record